Molecule: messenger RNA, 1962 nt
Organism: Gaeumannomyces tritici R3-111a-1
Lineage: Eukaryota; Fungi; Ascomycota; Sordariomycetes; Magnaporthales; Magnaporthaceae
Product: 3-carboxymuconate cyclase
Exons: 3
Coding region: 261-1751 (496 amino acids)
Molecular function (GO): 6-phosphogluconolactonase activity; protein binding
Source: RefSeq, a predicted model, not a curated record
GUAUGUUUAUGGAGUCCAGAGAAUAGUAGAGUCUUGGAGUAGACGCACCAAUGGGCGCCUGGGAUAAAGCAAUUGAGAUCCAAUUCGUAGGUCUACUUGGCGGGGGAUAGGUCGCCAAGAGAACCAAUAGAGCACGGCCAUUUCCAGUCGCUCACGGUAACCUUUUCUCUGUCCUUUUUUGUUGACCGUCGUUUGUGCCUCGUUUCCGCUCGUCCACUCCGUCCCUUUGCUCGACCGUCCCCAAUUGUACUCCACAUGCCAUGAGUAAUGCCACCAAAUCAGCAUCAAGACCUGCCGUCUUGGGUAUCGAUCGCGGGUGUUGCUCCGCAGACGUCAGGAUGGAUGCUGAACGGGGCGGAUUGAAGCGCGAGCCGCGCCUCCUCAAAACCCUUGACUCGGCCGCGCCGGCGCGUCCGCUGCUUCUGCUGCUGCUGCUCCGUAUCCAUGCCCUCCUCGCCUGUCUCUUCCUCCUCCUCCUCCUCCUUGUGCUGCCCCGGCGCGUGAUCCUUGACGCCGGCCAAGACCUGUACGUCUCCAUAGCCGCCACGCUACACAGUACCACCACCACCACCGACGACAUGCUGCCCGCAUCCACCUCCACGCUCGCGGCGGCAGGGGUUCUCGCCCUCUCGGCCGCCCAGCCCGCGGUGGCCGCCUCGUCCCUCCUGUACGCGUCCUCAUACGGCGGCAGCGUGACCACGCUCGGCCUGACUGCCGCCGGCCUCGACGUGCUCUCGUCGACGCGGGACUGCUCGCCGGACCCGGCCUGGCUGACGCUGGACCGCGCCAACUCGGUCCUCUACUGCACCGGCGAGGGCCUGGCCACGCGCAACGGGUCCCUGGCCGCCUUCAGGACCUCCGGCACGGGCUCCCUGGAGCUGCUGCACAAGGUCGACACCAUCGGCGGGCCCGUCAGCUCUGUCCUUUUUGGAGACGGCGGUCGAGGCCUGGCUGUCGCUCACUACACCGGGUCCUCACUGAGCUCCUUCUCCGUGUCGGACCUCGGACAGUUGCAGUCCAGGACGUGGGGUGAGCCUCUGGGGCCCAACACGACCCGCCAGGAUGCCCCUCAUCCUCACGAGGCCACGGUCGACCCGACGGGAAAGUUCGUCCUGGUGCCGGAUCUUGGAUCUGACCUGGUCCGCGUCAUGCGCGUCGACCCGUCCAACCUUGGCUUGACCGAGACCUCUCCUCUGGUCGCCGCCCCUGGGAGCGGGCCGAGGCACCUCGUGUUCCUCAACACCGACGACGGCAAGACCUUCAUGUACCUCGUCGGAGAGCUCGACAACAGCAUCACGGCCUAUCGCGUGAAGUACGCUGCCUGUUCUCUCGGGUUCGACAAGGUCUUCGUGACCAACUCGUUCGGCGAUAGGGCUGUCCCCCAGAGCACCGCAGCUGAGAUCCAUCUGUCGCCCGACAGCCGCUUCCUGCUCGUCUCCAGUCGGUCCGACAAGUCCUUCACCAUCCCCAGCUUUGACGGCUCGGCCGCGUCGAUCCCGUCGGACACCAUCUCCAGCUUCACCGUCGACCCGGCCACGGGCGCGCUCGCCCUGGCGCAGACCUUCCCGGCGGGCGGCUUGAUACCGAGGCAAUUCUCUAUCAACAAGGCCGGGGACAGGCUUGCGGUGGGUCUUCAGGCCGACGGCCGGGUCGUGAUCAUCGAGCGAGACGUUCGGACCGGCAUCCUGCAGCGCUUUGUCGGCAGCGCCAGCCUUGACGUGGGCGUGACCACCGUUCUUUUUGAUGAGUGAUCUCGAUCGCGCUCUCUGACGUGACGACAUGGGCUCUACUUGGAUACGAUGAUGUCUCUAGGUGAUAGGGGUGAUCUUGGCUGCAUCGAGCGUGACUAUGGAUUUGUAACUUGUAUUAUUAUACCCGCACAGGUCCCAAGCAUAUAGAAAGCCUAUAAUAGCUUUGACAAGAAAGUCGCUAAAUUAAAGUCCGCCACAUAUGUUCUAUCCA